Molecule: messenger RNA, 1080 nt
Organism: Henningerozyma blattae CBS 6284
Lineage: Eukaryota; Fungi; Ascomycota; Saccharomycetes; Saccharomycetales; Saccharomycetaceae
Gene: HOM2
Product: aspartate-semialdehyde dehydrogenase
Exons: 1
Coding region: 1-1080 (359 amino acids)
Biological process (GO): L-threonine biosynthetic process
Molecular function (GO): NAD binding; NADP binding; aspartate-semialdehyde dehydrogenase (NADP+) activity
Source: RefSeq, a predicted model, not a curated record
AUGUGUGCUAAAAAAGUUGCUGGUGUCUUAGGUGCUACAGGUUCCGUUGGUCAAAGGUUUAUUUUAUUAUUGGCUAACCAUCCUGAUUUCGAAUUGAAAAGAUUGGGUGCUUCUCCAAGAUCUGCUGGUAAGAAGUACGGUUCUGUUGUCAACUGGAAACAAACUGAUCUAUUGCCUGAAUUUGCACAAGAUUUGAUGGUCACUGAAUGUAAAGCUGAAUACUUCAAAGAUUGUGAUAUUGUGUUUUCUGGGUUAGAUGCCGAUUAUGCAGGUUCUAUUGAAAAAGAAUUUGUGGAAAAUGGGUUACAUGUUAUUUCCAAUGCCAAGAAUUAUAGACGUGAAGAUGAUGUCCCAUUGAUUGUUCCAAUCGUCAAUCCAGAACAUCUAUCCAUCGUUGAAAACCAAAAAAGAAAAAACAACGGUGGGUUUAUUGUUUGUAUUUCCAAUUGUUCUACUGCAGGUUUAGUUUCUCCUUUGAAACCAUUAGUGGAAUCUUUUGGUCCAAUUGAUGCAUUAACCACUACUACUUUACAAGCCAUCUCCGGUGCUGGGUUCUCUCCAGGUGUUCCAGGAAUUGAUAUCUUAGAUAACAUUAUCCCAUUCAUCAGUGGUGAAGAAGAUAAGAUGGAAUGGGAAACCAAGAAAAUCUUGGGUCAAGUCUCUAAGGAUAAUACUCAAAUCGAUUUAUUAUCAGAUGAAGAAAUCAAAGUUUCUGCUCAAUGUAAUAGAGUAGCUGUCUCAGAUGGUCAUACUGAAUGUAUCUCCUUUAGAUUCAAGAACCAACCUGCCCCAAGUGUGGAACAAGUAAAGAAAUGUUUAAGAGAAUACGAGUGUGAUGCUUAUAAAUUGAAAUGUUUCUCAGCUCCAAAACAAACCAUCCAUGUCUUAGAGGCUAAUGACAGACCACAACCAAGAUUAGAUAGAAACAGAGAUGCUGGUUAUGGUGUUUCUGUCGGUAGAAUCAGAGAAGAUCCAGUCUUGGAUUUCAAAAUGGUUGUAUUAUCUCAUAAUACAGUUAUUGGCGCUGCAGGUGCCGGUAUUUUAAUUGCUGAAAUCCUAUUAGCUCAAAAGAUGAUUUAA